This is a messenger RNA of Camelina sativa (false flax), 877 nucleotides long. Its product is annotated as PRA1 family protein D. Lineage: Eukaryota; Viridiplantae; Streptophyta; Magnoliopsida; Brassicales; Brassicaceae. Gene Ontology annotation, cellular component: Golgi apparatus; endoplasmic reticulum. The record is from RefSeq and is a predicted model, not a curated record. Gene Ontology annotation, biological process: vesicle-mediated transport.
AUUGGGAGUGCCCUUUCCCAAUGAAGGUCUCUCUCUCUGUCUACUUAACCACCACUUUUGACUUGAGUUACCAUCUCUUAACAAAAAGGUCUCCUCUUCUCCGUUGCUGAGAAUUUCUAGGGUUUUCGAAAUCAAAUCUAAUCUAACAAUGGCAAAUCAAGUGAUCUCAGGAAUCAAGGAAACAGCAGAAUCGAUCACCGGUGCGGCUCGUCCAUGGGGUGAUUUCCUCGAUCUAUCCGCCUUGAGCUUCCCUUCCUCCAUCGCCGAUGCCACAACUCGGCUGACUCAAAACCUUACUCACUUCCGCAUCAACUACAGUAUCAUUCUCUCUAUCCUUGUAGCUCUAACUCUAAUCACACGUCCCAUCGCGAUCCUCGCAUUCGUCGCCGUCGGUUUAGCUUGGUUCUUCCUCUAUUUCGCUCGCGAGGAGCCUCUCUCGAUCUUCGGAUUCACCAUUGACGACGGCGUCGUGGCGGUACUUCUCAUUGGUCUUUCGAUCGGGUCGUUAGUCACAACAGGAGUAUGGCUCAGAGCUCUCACAACCGUUGGAUUCGGUCUUCUGGUUUUGAUACUACACGCUUCGCUAAGAGGAACGGAUGAUCUUAUGAGUGACGAUCUGGAAUCACCUUACGGACCGAUGCUCUCUACCGCCGGCGGUGGUAACGACGGCGCUCGUGGUGAUUACAGUGGGAUCUGAUUUGAUUACGAAUUUGGGGAUUUUAGGGUUUUUUGAUGUUUGUAAAUUGUCAUUGUUUCCUCUGUGUUCAUUAUUGUUCAUGACAAAACUAACCCAUGUUGAAACCGGUUUAGAAAUAGGAGCGAUCCUAUCCGGUUCGUUGGUAUUCUACAGCAAUAGCAAUGAAAUUUCCUUCAGCCA